This is a messenger RNA of Peniophora sp. CBMAI 1063, 1722 nucleotides long. The record is from the annotation of a GenBank genome assembly. NCBI's taxonomy places the organism in Eukaryota, Fungi, Basidiomycota, Agaricomycetes, Russulales, Peniophoraceae.
AUGUCGACUGAACAGAACUUGUCUGAAGCUAUGAGUCAUCUCUCGACGGACGAUGUCUCCGCACGAGCCGCCGAACUAAAGGCCAAAGGCAAUGAGUUAUUCACCGAAAAGAAGUAUGAUGAGGCUAUCAAGGUCUACGGCGAUGCUAUCGCAAUCCAGGAAAACGCAAUACUCUAUUGCAAUCGCGCGGCAUCACACCUGGCCAUUCAAUCCUUUGGGCUGGCUGCUCGAGAUGCGAUGAAGUCAAGCGAGCUAGACAGCGGAUAUAUCAAGGCUUGGGCAAGGCUCGCAGCCGCUCAGCACGGACUUCAAACCUACGCAAACUCUGCGCGUUCGUGGGAGCGCGCUCUCAGCCUUGUGAAUGCGAGGGGUGAUGAUCCUGCGAAUGCCAGACUCCGAGAAGAAUACAAGAAGAAUCUGGCGCAGGCACAACGACUGGCGCAAAAGCAUGGACAGAUGGCGCAGCGGGGCGUAGAGGGCGCCCCGAAUCUCCUACUUAUGAACUCUAAAGGGAAGAAACACCCCUGGGACCGCGCACGGGAGAUGUUGCCGCGGUUGCAGAGACAAGGUAUAACAAGAAGUAGCGCAUUCGUCAUCUCCGAAGCAUCUGAAGAACUUGAGGAGGGCUUCCGCAUGCUCGCUACAGUCAGAAACAUGGGUCCUAUGAUAUCCGGGACGAUCGGUGUUCUGCAAAUGUUCUGUAACGCUUUGAUCCAGGACGACCGAUGCUUUCGGCUCGACAUGGGCGACUUCCAAGAGAAGAUGAACCUACAGAUUCAAAUGGAACUCACUCAAGCACGGACACCUUCGAACAUCCUCGACGCGGACGCAUUCAUCGUCGGCAUCCGUGAACUUCACUCACAAGGUGGCCAUGACUUGUCUUGCAGAGCCAUGACGGCGGGGCUUCGAACACUCAUCUGUCGCGCUUAUCUGGAAUCUGGUGUGACGCAAAAGUUUGCCAAGGCUAUCGAUCUGUACGACAAUGUUCUGAAGAUCAUGAGAUGGGGUCGGGACGAGUGGCCGAAUGCUUCGAAGGAUGAUCGUGGAGCAGUGCUAGAAGAUACUUACAUUCUCGGAGUGAGACGUCUACGCUUGGUAGCUUACAUGCAGGCGUAUAGUAACAGGGAGAACAGAAGUAAACACACUUUGCAAGGUCUGCUCGAGGAAUCCGAGAGCAUCCUGGCUGAAGUGAAAGCACUUCCGCCUUUGAAGGAGGCGCUAUUACCUGGUUUCAACAUGGCCUUCCGCGAUUACGUUGAAGGCGAAGCAUUAGCGCAUAUCGGCUUUUACUGGAACCAUGUAACUCGUGAGGAGCAGCCUAGGACUGAGAGCGCCAUCUCGCGAGGGAUGGAUAACCUGCGCAAGUCGGCGAAGUUCUACUUUGCGGCAGCGGAAAAGUUUCCCGAGGACGAUGAGAGGCACGUUUGGUAUAUCAAGAUUGGCCUCGACCAACUGUUCACGGCUGGCGCUCCGCUCUUCAUCACCAUGCCUGUCAUUGAGAAAGUGCGGUACAAGUUGCCUGUGGCCCAAGAGAUCUGGCAAUUCUCCAGCAUGAACAUCGGCAAUGGAGGCGGCAAACCAUACGAAGAUCUGUUUGGUUUUAUUGAUGAAGUCAACGAGAUGAUGGAGAAGGGGAUCUGCAACAUGAACGUCGGGGUUUCUCCCCCGUGGGCCGCUCCGAGGGAUGUCUUCGGCGAUACCGUCGGCCAGGACGCACCGUGA